CAACUGAUCCAGCUAAAGACAACUGAAAUGGCAAAUAAAGACUUGGAUAGAUACUACAAUGCCCUUGACAAAGCACUAAUGCGCUUCCACACAAUGAAAAUGGAGGAAAUAAAUAAGAUUAUAAGGGAACUGUGGCAGCAGACAUACAGAGGUCAAGAUAUGGAUUACAUACGAAUACACUCAGAUUCCGAAGGUGCAGGCACCCGCUCUUACAGCUACAAGGUUCUUAUGCAGACUGGUGAUACAGAACUUGAAAUGAGAGGGAGAUGCAGCGCAGGUCAAAAGGUUCUUGCUUCAUUGAUAAUUAGGCUGGCUUUAGCUGAGACAUUUUGCUUAAACUGUGGAAUAUUAGCCCUCGAUGAGCCAACUACAAACCUGGAUGGGCCCAAUUCAGAAUCUCUUGCAGGAGCUCUUCUUAGGAUCAUGGAAGACAGAAAGGGCCAAGAGAAUUUCCAACUCAUAGUCAUUACCCACGAUGAACGCUUUGCUCAAAUGAUUGGCCAACGGCAACAUGCUGAAAAAUAUUACCGGGUCGCAAAAGAUGAUAUGCAACACAGCAUAAUCGAGGCCCAAGAGAUCUUUGAUUGAUAAACUGGUUGCUUGUUCUAUAAACCAACAUAACAACUUUAGCUAAUGUUUAACGGUAAGCUCAUCUUUUUGUAGCUUUCUUGGCUCUGUUAUUUACAACUCUACAUAUUGUUUGAUUAGAUGUGUGCAAAAUUUUCAGUUGAAUUGAAAAAUCGAUAUGUAGAGGUAACUCUUUCAACCCUUAAAGUUUAUGCAAAGAGAAUGCAACGACAUUCCAAAGUUUGUUGA
This is a messenger RNA of Arabidopsis lyrata subsp. lyrata, 816 nucleotides long. RefSeq names its product DNA repair protein RAD50. Gene Ontology annotation, molecular function: single-stranded telomeric DNA binding; double-stranded telomeric DNA binding; G-quadruplex DNA binding. NCBI's taxonomy places the organism in Eukaryota, Viridiplantae, Streptophyta, Magnoliopsida, Brassicales, Brassicaceae. The record is from RefSeq and is a predicted model, not a curated record. Gene Ontology annotation, cellular component: Mre11 complex; condensed nuclear chromosome. The transcript has 7 exons. Gene Ontology annotation, biological process: chromosome organization involved in meiotic cell cycle; telomere maintenance via telomerase; double-strand break repair. Bases 28 to 588 code for a protein of 186 amino acids.